Molecule: messenger RNA, 1293 nt
Organism: Patiria miniata (bat star)
Lineage: Eukaryota; Metazoa; Echinodermata; Asteroidea; Valvatida; Asterinidae
Exons: 5
Coding region: 1-822 (273 amino acids)
Source: RefSeq, a predicted model, not a curated record
AUGAAGGCGCAUCCAUCAGUGCAGACGAAAGGCGCUGAGGCAGACUGGACGCCCAUACAAUGCACAGACAGGGAGUGUAGCCACUCCUUGAUGAAGGCUCCGCAUCUGCACUGUCCAUUCUGCUCCCAGGACAGUCUCUUCACUGAGGAGAUUCUCCUCAAGGCGCACUACGUACAGGGUCAAUCCCCCAGUCACAGCAGCCAUCGGAGACAGACACAUCAUCCCCGGGGCUAUGAGCAGACUGAUGGGCAGCAGCCGCAGAUCGAGUACCAGUAUGCCUGCAUCAAUGAUCCGAGUCAGAGCACUGCCAAUGGGGAAGAUGAAGGAAGCAAAGAGGAUUUGGAGGACGAGACUUGCUACACAGAGCACAACUUGUCGCUGCUGCUGCAGGAGAAGGAAAGUCUGGAGAAGACUCUUGAGGAGGAGCGGACCACGUGGGCCCAGACAGAGCACAGAAUGAAAGGUACUAUAGAAAGGCUUUGUACAAAGGUUGAGUAUUUGUCCAACACAAACAUGUCACUCAAGCAGCAGCUGUCCAUGAUUCACACGUCCAGUUUGAAACAUCUAACCAACGACAGCGAGAACCAGUCCAUUUUGCAAGAGUUACUGCAACACAUGUCUGAGGAGCACACCCAGCUGCUGCACCACCAUCUAGCACAGCUACGGCUGUACGCUCAGGCCUGCGCAUUAUCCAAAUCAGCCCCCGAGGAAUCUGCAGCUGAAUCUACAGUCUUGGUACCAGACCUGGCUGACCAAUCACAGGACAUCUCACACAUGGCCAUGAUGUCGUCCUCGGAGGGCACCCUUGGGAACAUGGAGUAGACAGUCGUCAUGACGAUAACGUCUGAGGAGGAUUCGGAGCCGUCGGCAACAUCGUGGAUAACCCCGGAGAUACUGUGGGACAUGACUCCUUGACUUUGGAUAAGGACGUUCACUUGUCACCAAAUGACAUUCUGUACCAACUGACAAGCGAGGGACUGUCAUCAAGACAUGCCACCUCUGAGUCGGGUCACGUUUAUCAAUCAGGUAGAACUCAUUCACAUCACAACACAGGCUGUGAUGUCACGCAACAGGAUUUUCACAAGAACAAAAGUUGAAAAUUGGUUCUUUCCAACAGCAUGCCAAAAAUAUUCUGCCCCGAUGGCUUUGACAAAAGAACGUUUGAUGACAACAUGUCAAAUGAGGGACCACCAUUAAAAUGUGGGAGAACUAACAGCCUGAAAGCCACUUAACUAAAUAAAACCGGACAUAUUUUGUAAACAGUGUACACUCAGUGUUGUCUUAGGGCUUAGU